CUGUGGACUGGUGGGUUGUUAUCACGUGAUGUCACGAAAAAAAAAACUUUUUUUUAUUGCAAUAACUUUUCUCAUCCGUGAGACUGUGAUUUACGGGAAGUGUGGCUAAUUCUAGAGAGACGGGGUUCUAUUAUAUAAGGAGUGGCAUGCAUAUUUAUAUUUAAAUAUUUAUAGUGGUUAAUUAUGGUUUAUUAAAAAAUAAGAAUAAUACUAAUAAUCAUGGGAAGUCGUGACUACCUUUUCAAAGUUCUGGUUAUCGGUGACCGUGAAGUUGGGAAGACGUCGCUGGUCCAACGAUAUGUUAACGACAAGUUCAGCAAGCAUUAUAAAUCUACUGUGGGAGUGGAUUUUGCAGUGAAGGUUAUCCAGUGGUCAGACACCGAGACAGUGAGGCUCCAGCUCUGGGACAUUGCAGGGCAGGAACGCUUUGCCUCCAUGACCAGGAUCUACUAUAAAGAGGCGUCGGGCUGUUUCAUCGUGUUCGAUGUCAUGAACCCCACAACGCUGAACAACAGCUUGAAAUGGAAGCAGGACCUGGACAGCAAGGUCAUGCGUGCCGAUGGGAGUCCUGUGCCAUGCAUGUUGCUGGCCAACAAAUGUGAUCUGUCACCUUGGGAAGUGACUCACGAAAGCAUCGAUCAGUUCAGUAUAAAGAACGGGUUUGCUGGCUGGGUGGAGACUUCAGCCAAAGACAACAAGAACAUUAAUGAAGCUGCAAGUGCCCUGAUUGAGAAGAUGGUGAUGCAGCCCAGCGUUGACCCGCAGAGCCAAGGAGGGCACAUCAAACUGGACGCUGUGCCCAAGGGAGAGUACAAGCAGGGCUGCUGUUAAACCUUCACAGACCAGACCUGUUCAUCGCUGAGGAAACAUCUUCCUCCUCAAACACAAGCAACACCUUUCUGAGUCAGUCCUGGCCAGCCUGCUGCUGCUGCUGCUAGAUUCAAAGGAGUCUGUUUGCUCAGUGGGUCCCUCUGCAGGCAAGAGACGCUAAAAAAAAACACACUGUUUUGGCUCAGUUACAAGAGGGUGUUAAUAUUCCUUUCAUCUGCUUCCAGGGAUGGAGAGAGACUCCUGAUGCAUAGCAAUUCUGCCCCAUUCCUGAUCUUACUAUGAGCUUGAUUAGCCACAGUGCAUAGGAAACAAGCUCAGGUGUGUCUGAUUAAACUCCUAGCAAAAGCAGGAUUGGAUCAAACUGCUCUGCAGUGGGAGUCUUGUUUCCAUCCCUGGCUUCAUCUCCCUAGCAGGUUGCCUUUCCUCUCUUGGAAUAUGGAGCUCUGUAUGUUCCCCUGGGUGAGCCACAGGUAAAUCUCCCCUCCAUCAUUAAUGUAAUCCUGGGGCAGUUUGUCCACAGUGCUGACUUGUGCCCAGAUUGGGGUGCAGGUUAAGCACCCCGAGACCGUCCUGUGUAGCACUGUGGUUUAUUGAUUGUCUUUGUGUCUUGUUUUGGAAAUAAAGAAAGGGCUGACUGUAAAUAGACAAAAGCUGAUCCGAUGGCACACACUAUAAUCGAUGCACUGUGUCCGGUUUAGUUCAGUUUGGAAACAUAAAGGUACCAGAUCUUGUCAUUAAACUCUUUUUUUGGUGUGCCUAAAAGGGAUAGUUAUCUGAAAUACUGUUUGAUAAUAUGCCAUUAUUUUUUUCUUAAUUAUUUUUUGAGUUAAAUGUUAGUUUUAUGCAAUUCAUCGGAUUGAUCAACACUAUUGAAAUGUGUUAUUGUCUUUAUUCUUCCCCUGCCUGUUUACAGUUACUGGAAAAAGGGUUUUUUAUUAUUGGGUGGCAUUAGCUUUGCUUACUGAUUUUAAAAUAUAAACAAUGAGAGAUCUGUCAACAUUUACUUUUGUAGCUUGUUAAUGGUAAGAGCAAUAGAAAAAUCUACGAGGUGCAAAAGGACAGGAUUUUUUUCCUGUAAUUAUUGUUAUUUUUUAUUACGAUUUAUAGUUUGUAUAAUACAGGCCAUCUGCUCUGUUUAGUCAAAUGCUUGAUGCUCUUUGGCUUGGAUGCUGCGUGGAAUACAUCAAGGAAAUCACAUUGGAACUUUGCUGGCAGGAAGGUGAUGCUGUUCCAUGGAGACCGAGCAUGCUCAGUGUACUGAUUUUAAUCACUGGUUCCUGGUGCGUUGUUAAUUUAUGCCACGAUGUACAUUUUGUUUUUGAAUAAAACAUUUUUUUAAAAAACGA
Messenger RNA from Acipenser ruthenus (sterlet), 2177 nucleotides. RefSeq names its product ras-related protein Rab-7L1-like. The record is from RefSeq and is a predicted model, not a curated record. The transcript has 5 exons. Bases 220 to 831 code for a protein of 203 amino acids. Gene Ontology annotation, cellular component: vesicle; trans-Golgi network; Golgi apparatus. Gene Ontology annotation, molecular function: GTPase activity; GTP binding. NCBI's taxonomy places the organism in Eukaryota, Metazoa, Chordata, Actinopteri, Acipenseriformes, Acipenseridae. Gene Ontology annotation, biological process: vesicle-mediated transport.